This is a messenger RNA of Suillus plorans, 5094 nucleotides long. RefSeq lists its product as uncharacterized. NCBI's taxonomy places the organism in Eukaryota, Fungi, Basidiomycota, Agaricomycetes, Boletales, Suillaceae. The transcript is spliced from 22 exons. The record is from RefSeq and is a predicted model, not a curated record. Bases 1 to 5094 code for a protein of 1697 amino acids.
AUGUUGAGUGCUCAUCGAUCCCGGGAAUUUAACAGCGAGCCGCAAGGCUACGGUGAGGUUGACUGGGUUGACUCACUGAGGCUCUGUUUGAGAACUGCAUGGGGCUGGGGUAUUGCAGCCUCGUUCAUUGCCUUCCUAGUGACUGAAUUGCAAUCCCUUGCUAGCGAGUCCAGGAGAAAGCAUCCAGAAAUACGCGAGUCAGAUGAUAUUCUCCGUCCAGUCUUCAUGGGGUGUGCGACCAAAAACGCGAAAGUAGUUGCCAUCUCGUUGGGGUCGCUGCAGCGCUUGAUAGCCCUCAAGGCUGUACCGCAGUCUGUUGUCCCACUCAUGGUAAGCACGAUGAACGAUGCCAUGAGCCAAGGCGUGGACAUUCAACUUCGAAUCCUGCAAACCUUAGUCUCUUUGAUCACUAAUUUUUCUUCGAUACACGAAGAGCUCCUGGGAGAGGCAUUGCUUCUCUGUUUUAAGCUGCAGGAUUCUAGGAUCGCGGUAGUCUUUUCAACAGCAGCAGCCACCCUGCGCCAACUGGUCAUGUUUAUCCUUGAAAAAAUGGUCAACGAGGAUCGUCAAGAGAACGACGACACUCUGGAGCUGUCUGAGGCGGCCCUUCCGAACGGUAGCACCAAAGCGCUAGAGCCUUGUGCCAAGGAUGCAUUCUCUGUCUUCAAAGAUCUCUGUCUCCUCGCAAAUUCAGAGAGACCCAAUUUCUUGAAGCUCGAUUACUUACAUAAGACCUUCGCCUUGGAGUUAAUUGAGAGCGUACUGACGAACUACCACGAGCUGUUCAGGAAGCACGCGGAGCUUUUGAUGUUGCUGCAGCACCAUCUCUGUCCACUCAUUCUGAAAUCUCUCUCCGACAGACAUGCCUUUCCGUUGAUACUGAGAUGCACACGAGUUGUGUUCUUGAUCUUGAAGCAGUUCUCAUUCGAGCUAGAGACGGAAGCUGAAGUAUUCCUGAUGCCUCUCAUAAGAAUGAUCUCAGAAGAUUCUGACUCGUCGAAUCCGGACCAUUCUGGCUCACGACCAAUAUGGACAAGGGUCCUUGCGAUGGAGAUAAUGAGAGGCGAUGCUGAGCUUGUCCGAAACAUACGGGAUCACUACGAUGCACAGCAGCCAGGCUCCAAGGUCUUCAGCUCUAUGAUAGUCGCAUUGAAACGCCUUGUGACCGAGAAGCCUGCUCUACUUGGAGUAAGCGCGCAGAUGAUGGGGGUCGGAAUUUCUCAUACGGGUGAUGGUGCUGCACCAUCGGGAUCCAAUUAUGGUUUGGAUGUCGGUGGGGUUGCUGGAAUGGUCGCCACGGCUGCAAGUGCUACCGUGUCAGGAGUAGUCGGGAUAAUUGGGUCUGGUAUUGGUCUAAGCGUGCAGAACUCAGCCAUGAAGCUCCAAUGCAUCGAUCAAUUAGACAAAGCCGACUCGCCACCAAUCCCCGAAGCAUACAUUUACCUUCUCGCUGUGCAGUGUAUUGUCUCCCUAUGCGAAGGCUUCGCGUCGUUCACUGGACCACUGUACACGUCCAUCAUGGUUCAACGCUCUCGAGCGGCUGGAGAGCCUGUCAUUCGCGCACCCGCUGCUCUUGACCUCUCCACACUCCCGCAGGACGAUCAUGCAACCGAGCACUUCAUCGUCGUGCGUUCUAUGGUUGAGAACGGCUGGCCUGCGCUUCUCGCUGCCCUCUCCUCCAUUAUCUCAACAAAUCUGUCAGACGAGCUCUUCAUAGACGUUCUUAGCAGCUAUCAAGCUCUGACGAACGUUGCUGGGAUGCUCGCCCUGAGUACUCCUCGCGACGCAUUGUUCAACUCACUUUCCAAAUUUGCAAUACCUUUGCGAGUAGCGUCCAGCUUGGAAUCCUACGUUGAACCUCCGACACCACGAACGUCAAUUUCCUUCAUGGAUAAAUUGGGGUUGACAGCACCUAUCCAGGCUCCGGGACUAUCCGAGCGAAAUCUAGCAUGUCUCAAAGCGUUGGUAUCCAGUGCCCUUUUCCUUGCCGGCAGCCUGGGAGAGAGCUGGUAUGGCAUUCUGGAAGCUUUACAGAACGCGGACUACGUCUUGAACGUCAAAGCGUCGCAAGCAUCUACCAACCGGCGGAUGAGCACACCCGUGACACCCAGUCGAUCGGUGUCAGCGAUGAGCUCUGCUGAACAGGGGAAAGUGGCUCAUCACCCCCUCCUCAUGGAUAUCGAUUCAGAGAGCGUGCUUGCUGCCGUGCAGCGCCUCUUCGAUGCGUCCAAAAACCUGGAGGAUUCAGCUUUUCAGGACUUUGUCACCGCGCUCUGCAAACUUAGCUCAGAGAUGGUCGGGAUACAAUCUGAUGGGAGCACGCUGACUGAGUCAGACGAUUCCUUGAGUCCUGUACCCAUUUCUCCCCAUAGAAGGCGGGUCAGCGGAAUUCAUCUGCCGCGCACGCUGCGCCAGGGUGAUUUUGGUGUCGAGCGACUGGGUUCUGUAGCGAUGCUAAACCUCCAUCGCCUCAUCUAUCGUGCACCCGAAGUCGCAUGGAACACUACUACAAAUCAUCUUCUGUGGAUCAUGGGUCUCUCCUCGGCACCGCAGUUGAUACGAGUGCAGGCGGCGCGCGUCCUCCAUGAAGUUCUUACCGUGGUCCCGCGUAACUUGUCAUCCACUGGAGACCUGCAGGCCAAAGUUCAGCGUCGCGUUCUCGACGUUCUAUCUAAACAAAUAAUGCUAGGGAGCAUCUGUAAACCUGCAGCUCUCUCCAGAUCUCAGUCGGUUGAUUCCAUCAGCAUGCUAUCGCUUCAAGAGAUGCCUCAUCAAAAGCCACUGCCUCUGGGGUAUGUUAGCGACCGCGGCUACACAGCACUGGUGAAGAUCGCCUUCCAGUCCCUCAAACUUGUCUGUGACUCCGUGUCUGUUUUUUCCCCUGAAGACUUGCGGCUUUGCAUCAAAACCCUUGGACGGUUCGGUCGACAAGCCGACACGAACAUUGCGCUCACUGCCGCAGAAAGCCUUCUCUGGAGCGUGUCGGAUUCGAUCCAGGCAAAGCGGAAGGAUACAGAGAUGGAACCGGAAUAUAGCGCUCUGUGGAUGUGUCUGCUGCUAGAAGUUCUAGGUCUUUGUGCUGACGCCAGGCACGACGUUCGUGUAGGCGCCAUCCAGACCCUUUUCCGUGCAAUGCAACUUUACGGCGCCACGCUUAUGCUGGAUACGUGGAAUGACUACAUAUGGAAGAUCACAUUCCCGCUACUCGAUACAAUAUCUAUUGAAACCCGGCGCAGUGCCUUUGAGCCCGGAGCUCUGCUGGAUUCUGGUCGGGCGGCGCAGUCUCCCGAGCAUGCAUGGGACGAAUCGGAGAGUCUCGCAUUGCAGUCGAUUGGAUCUAUUAUCAGUGAUUUCCUAGUCGCCAAGAUAAUGCAUCUGGAAUCCUUCUCAAAAGCAUGGUCCGUGUUUGUUACCCACGUUCACGAUACCGUAUCCUUGGACCGUCGAAACUUGAGUCCACCCGCACUACUUUGUUUGGGGAAAGUCGUGAAAGCGCUUUCUGGCGCAGAUGUCUCCCUGCAAGCCAAAGUUGACAUAGGAAGCAUGCUCUCUCCGAGUACGAAUACAACACAGCACCACCGUGCAUUUACUCAGGAGAGUUUGGUUGCUCUUGUCGACACGAAGAAGGAAUGGCCGCUUCAGCGCCUCAAUCGUCUGAUGGACAUCCUCAAGGGUGUUCUGACCUAUCCUGACUCGACGGACUGCCGCCCGGAUGUUGAUGGUUUGUCACCCGUUCAGGUAGUGGUCUUGGACGCCAUCGCGGAUAUUAACUUAACGGGAUCUGGUAACCCAUCUCUCACCUUACGAGAUCUCUCGGAAUUCAGCACACUUCCGUUUCUGGCUGCUUUUCAUGUGCCCAUCUUGUCUCCCGCCUCUCCGGCAACGCCUAUUGCGGCAUCGUCUCAAAAACAAGCCACGUACAUUGCGUUGUCCAAGAAGGUCACACCGCUUAUCGUUGAGUUAUACAUGCGCUUCAAGGACGAGCUCGAGAUCUAUGAAGAUGGGACUUUGGAAGCUAUCUUCUCGGCUUAUUCAAUACCGAUAAAGCUAAAGUACGAGUGUCCUGCUCCAUCAAAGUUUGGCAAAGAUCCUCCUCUGUGGAAGACUGCUACAACAAGUUUCCUCCGUAUAGUCACUGACUCGGUCAGAAGGAUGGCAACAUUCGGCGAUCGUAUAUCCGAUACACGAAUUGAAGGCAUAUGGCGACAAAUCAUUGAGGUCUUUCGGGGUGGCAUUUUGGCUGAUUGCACUGCGAUAGAGAGUUUCUCACUCGAAGAUCAGGAAGCGGAGGAAAACUUCGAUCUCUCAUUGGAGAUUGAUCUCGUGCCACAUUUGGGAGACACAAGAGCCCCUGAUCACCUCAUCGCACAGUUCGCCAAGAUCUUGCACAAGGGCAGCCAGUUGUACGAGUCAAGUAUGGAUCCCUUACACCCUGAUUCGCCCUCAACAGAUACUGCGAAUGUGUCAGACGACUCUCGGGACUCGCACGACUUUGAAAAGGUGGACCUUGACGUCGGAACAACUGCCUCUGGGGUCCUGGUUUCGAGGGAGCGAUUUUUGUUUUGGUGUUUUGAUCUUUUGUUCUUGAUAUGCUCUAACGUUACAAGCGAUCAAGAGUCUUCAAGGAAACGAGUUGCUGCCCUUUGUCUACCGACCUUACUUGAUCGAUGCAAAACUACUAUGGUGAGCUACGUUGCUGACGAGGCUCUUCGCGGAAAUAUGCCUUUCCCGAGGGCUCGUGAAGACGAACUGUUGUAUGUACUCCGCAAGGUCCUGGAUUUAUGGCUUUGGUCAGGAACCCUGUGGGCCGCACUGUCAGAGUCGCCAUCGAAGUUUAGUGAUUCUCAACCCGUCGCUCAUAUCUUCUAUUUUUAUUCGGUGUUGUGUGAAAUCGCUUCUAUCCCUCGGAAGAUGCCAUCGACAUGGGUGAUUAUGAAUUCCUCGCUUUCCGAGACCAACCAGGAGAGAAGAGGCAAUGUUCUACGGCAUCAUAUCGGUGCUCUGGAAGAAGGUGGGGAUGCAAUGGAGAUAGAUGCGAGAACACUUGCGAGGAAGGCGUUGCAGAUUCUCGGGAAGGAGAUGGGCACGAUUUAG